This is a messenger RNA of Cygnus atratus (black swan), 4171 nucleotides long. It is a transcript of the gene PRAG1, whose product is annotated as PEAK1 related, kinase-activating pseudokinase 1. The record is from RefSeq and is a predicted model, not a curated record. Gene Ontology annotation, molecular function: ATP binding; protein kinase activity. Gene Ontology annotation, biological process: protein phosphorylation. The coding region runs from base 16 to 3987 and encodes 1323 amino acids. The transcript has 5 exons. Lineage: Eukaryota; Metazoa; Chordata; Aves; Anseriformes; Anatidae.
CGCAAGGAUUUGAAGAUGUCUGCGUGCAGUGACUUUGUGGAACACGUUUGGAAGCCCGGCUCCUGCAAAAACUGCUUCAGCCCCAAGAGUUCCCAUCGACUGCAGACACCCCCAGACGUGGGAGCUUGCGGUGUGCUCCUGAAUGGAGUUAGGACCAAGGCUGAGAGCCCAGCGUUGGAAGACGAAGGCGUAAAUACCCCUGUCUCAAAGCCAACGAUUGCUGUGAAACCAACUAUGAUAAACUCAGAUGUUUCUGACACGUGGGCAGAUGUGAAUAUGAAUGCAGAUCUGUCACAGGUCAGCUGGGGGAUGGUUUCCGGCAAGCACCUUCUGCUGAAGUCAGGCGAUGCGCAGAGGCUUUGUCGGGACAAUUUUGGCAACGGCGGCGUGAGGAAGCCCUUCCUGCACGGCCCACCGAGCGAAUGCCUGUCCUGCUGCUCUCCCAGCUACUCCAUGGUGGGCCUACGCAGCCUGGAGGGUCGCGUGGAGAGGAACGUCUCCAUCCACAGCCUGGUGCUCGUGGGGGAGGUGGGCAAGCAGGAGAGCAGAGCCAAAGAUAAGCUGGCCCUGCUGCAUCAGCCCCUCUGCCCUAACCCGCCCGCCCUGGGGGACAGAGGCGUUACCAGCUCUGCCAGAAACUCUUCAUCCCAAGGGAGAGAAGGAGCAGCGCUUCCCUCAGAGAGUGGCUGUGGUCGUAACUCUUCCAGCUUUGAGGGUGAAGGGGGUGAGUACUGCUCGAUCACGGACUGCCGCAGAGAGAGCCCCGUCUCGCGCUGUGCCGAGGGGAAGGGGGCCUGGUGCGAGAAGGAGGGCCUGGCACCCCGCGGCUGGAGGCAGCGGGAUGCUCCCGAGGUGGCCAGGCCGAGCGGCAGGGCGGUGAAGUUCAGCGAGGAGGAGCGCAGAGCUGCUAGUGUGGCUUUCUGCGUCGCGAAAGAGCAGGGAGAUCCCUGUGCUCCGUCUUCGGAGAGGAAAAAGUCGUCUCUCCGUGCCGAGGCGGCCGCUGCCUGUGCUUUGUGCCAGGAUAAGGAGGACUCCCCUCGCUGUGGGGACCCGGAUGUCACCGGAGGCACAAGCAGUCCCCAGCAGGCGUUGGUGGAGCCGCAGUGCUCCCGGCUUGCCGAGCCGGCCCGCGGCGACCCGAUCUAUGCUGAGAGCACCAAGAGGAAGAAAGCCCAGCUGAAGGGCCUCAGCGGACCAGCUAAUGUGGAGAAGCCGGCCCACAGCCCUGGCACGGAGCAGGCUGACAGCAUGUGGAGGGAUGGUGGCUGGGCGUGGGGCGCUGAGAAGGAGUACCAGGACCCCGCCACCCAGGUGGCAGCCAAGAUAACCGUCAUGACCGCGCACACGGAGGACGACCACAAGACCAUCUUCCUCAGCAGCCCUGACUCCGCUGUGGGAGUUCAGUGGCCCUGCAUCAGCUCUGCUUCCCACCCUGAUUUUGGGACCUCGCCGCCCACCGUUGAGCCUGGAGAGGUGUUUCAAGCAUCUGGAAGUGAAAACGGACUGAGACUUCACUUCGCAGCUCCUACCAAGAACUCGGUUACAGAGAGCCCGGCCAUCCCUCCCAAGAUGUCCAAAAACAGCCAGCAGGGCAGUGAGGGGAGUUGCAUGCUCCCAGCCAGCUCCCCUGUGACAAGGCUCGGUGACAGCAAUAACCACGACGGAGCUGGUGCACAGCUGCUGCCGAGGAGCUGUGCAGACACAGGUGUCUUUGGGGUGUCCCCUUCUCUGUGCACUCACGUUAACGGAGCCUCCGUGGAGGAGUCUGGCAGAGGCCUGGCAGGCUUGUCCUACGACAGGAGGCAGAAGCACUACACCCCAACGUGGGCCAAGCAGUGCCGGAUAGAGGAGGAGGAAGAGGAGGAGGAGCAGGCGCUGUCAACCCACCCGUGGGCAGUGGGAGCUAAGAUUGGAAGAGCCGAUGCCGACCCUGUGGAUGACUGCCUGAUGAUGGAGAGCCAGACUGGGAUCAGCAAGUCGUUGUCCUUCCCUAAGGACAAGAGCAAUGGCACGGAGUUUGCACCACCACCGCCGCCACCAAAGAAGCAGUCCAGGCGUGCUCUGAAAAUGAACCCGAAUAACGCUGAGCUGGAGAGGGCCAGCAAUAGCUCCACCGAGAGCCUCAGCCCGCCUUUCCGGAGCAUCCACGUCAGCUUCACGGCCGGAUCCACCGACAGCCUCAGUUCAGACACGCAGACCGGCAGCGAUGGCAGGCACUCGUCUGAGCCGAACCACUCACCCCCUCCAGCUGAGAGCCAAGUGUUUCCCCCGGGCUCUUUCCUUCCUACCUCCAGUGACGAUGCUCCCUCUGCUGGCCCCAGCUGCCCACCCCCUCUGCCCCAGAAGAAGACGGUGAGCAGAACGGUGUCCUCCCCAGAUGGCUUUUUUGGGGGACAGGCAUCUUCUGGCAGAGCAGCCAGCACUGCCAGCCCCAGGUUGAACGUCAGCCACUCUGAGAGCAAUGUCUGCAUCCGGGAGGAGCCUCCCUUCAUCCACCCAGCCGGCCUGGGGGGCCCCGGCACCUUCUCCUCUUGUGAGUCCCUGGAGAAAGGCUCCAAAGGAAACAGCUACUGGGGCUCGGCUACCAGCAAGAGCACGGGGGCCUGCAUCCCCAGCAGAAACCUUCAGUCCCUCUCCUCCUCGCAGCUCAGCGUGUCCAGCCAGGUGUCGUCGAGCUCCAGCCUCCAUCUCCACAACCUCCUGAGCAACAUUGACAGCAAGGAGGGGGUGUACGCCAAGCUGGGGGCCCUCUACGCCGAGUCCCUGCGACGCCUGGUCGCCAAGUGCGAGGACUGCUUCAUGCGGGAGCAGAAGAACGAGCUGCGCUUCAGCGAGAACAACUGGUCGCUCUUCAAGCUGGCGUGCAACAAGCCCUGCUGCGACUCGGGGGAUGCCAUCUAUUACUGUGCCACCUGCUCCAAGGACCCUUCAACCACCUAUGCUGUGAAGAUCUGUAAAAGCCAAGAGUCCAAGGUGGCCGCUUCAUACUGUAGCCCCGCGGUGCCAGUCCACUUCAACAUACAGCAGGACUGUGGGCAUUUUGUGGCCUCCGUCCCCUCCAGCAUGCUGCUGGCCUCAGAUGUGGAGAAGAGCGUGCCUGGGGAUGGUCUCCGUCCCUCCCGUGCUGCCAGCGAGCACGACUGCGUGGUGGUCAUCACGCGGGAGGUGCCAAGCCAGACCACUGCUGACUUCGUGAGGGACUCAGUGAUGCUGCACCAAGCCAAGCCUGAGCUGUAUGAACGUCGUGUUUGCUUCUUGCUCCUCCAGCUCUGCAACGGGCUGGAGCAUCUCAAAGAGCAUGGCAUAAUCCAUCGUGACCUGUGCCUGGAGAACCUCCUGCUUGUCCCCUGUAAGCCCCCCAUGAGCUGUGUGAAAGCCAAAGAUGACAAGCACUUGCCCCGCCUGAUCAUCAGCAACUUUUUGAAAGCCAAACAGAAACCAGGAUCUGGAGACUCCAAGCUGAAGAAGAGUCAGGCCAGGCUGGCCCCAGAGAUUGUGUCAGCUUCUCAGUACAAGAAGUUCGAUGAGUUUCAGACUGGCAUCCUCAUCUACGAGCUACUGCAUCAGCCCAACCCCUUUGAGGAGAAGGUGCACCUCAAGGAGCAGGAGUACAGCCCCGAGGACCUCCCUGCUCUGCCCAGCCUGUCCAUUUACUCCCGGGGGCUCCAGCAGCUGGCCCACCUGCUUCUGGAGGCAGAUCCCAUCAAGCGCGUGCGGAUCACCGAGGCAAAGCGGAUGCUGCAGUGUCUGCUGUGGGGUCCCCGGAGGGAGCUCACUGAGCAGCCCCUCAGCCACGAGGAAGCCCUCUGCCAGGUGCUUCAGAACUGGGUGGACAUGAAGCGUGCCCUGCUGAUGAUGAAGUUUGCCGAGAGAGCCGUGGACACGGAGCGAAGUGUUGAACUGGAGGACUGGCUGUGCUGCCAGUACUUAGCGUCUGCCGAGCCUGCCUCCCUCUCGCACACGUUGAAACUGCUGCAGCUGCUCUGAUGCUGGACAUGUCUCAGGGGCAGCUGUGAAAGGUGUGCGGCCCUGUUAUACAGGAGAGGCUGGGAUCUCAGCUGUGAGCGUGUGUUCCUCUCCUGUUGCGUGCUCCGAUCUGUGUAAGAUGUUUAGUACCUUGAGUACAUUUAAACUGCGAGCAGGCAAAACUGGGAACCUAACCCUCUUUAGG